Molecule: messenger RNA, 192 nt
Organism: Nematocida parisii ERTm1
Lineage: Eukaryota; Fungi; Microsporidia
Exons: 1
Coding region: 1-192 (63 amino acids)
Source: RefSeq, a predicted model, not a curated record
AUGCCCCAUGAAAAACUGUUAUUUUACACGGGUAUACCCCAAAAAUUCAAUCUUUAUGAAAAUCUAGUAAAUAUAUCGUACAUAAACAGUACGUUUAGUUGGGUUAAAAUGAUAUUUGGAGUAUUUACUGUGCGGUGUAUGUGCCUGUAUUGUCAUGCACAGUCAACAGACAAUAUACUGAUUAAUUCGUGA